Molecule: messenger RNA, 3926 nt
Organism: Notolabrus celidotus (New Zealand spotty)
Lineage: Eukaryota; Metazoa; Chordata; Actinopteri; Labriformes; Labridae
Gene: tyro3
Product: TYRO3 protein tyrosine kinase
Exons: 19
Coding region: 260-2950 (896 amino acids)
Biological process (GO): phagocytosis; multicellular organism development; cell migration
Cellular component (GO): signaling receptor complex
Molecular function (GO): protein binding; ATP binding; transmembrane receptor protein tyrosine kinase activity
Source: RefSeq, a predicted model, not a curated record
GUGUGUGUGUGUGUGUGUGUGUGUGUGUGUGUGUGUGUGUGUGUGUGUGUGUGUGUGUGUGUUGUUUUGGUCUCUACUUUGCUCCCUGAGGAAACAUCCUGAGCUUCGGUCACUUUGAUCUCUUCAGUGUCUCUGCAGAAACUCUGAACCUGGUUCAACAGUGAUUCCGGUUUUCCCGCAGGAGGGGGACCGAGCUGUGUGGGAAUGAGGCUUCAGUGGGGGGGUAGGGAGCCGAGCCGAGCUGAGCCGGUCGCUGUGAAUGAGGGUCGGGUCCUCCGGCAGGAAUAAUGACAGCAUGAAGCUGCUUCUGUGGAUCCUGGUGUUCGGUCUCCGGAGUCUGGACGGGACCUGUGAUCAGGGUGUGAUCUUUACGAAGCAUCCGUCCAAUCAGACGGUGUCUCAGGGGAACGCCGCUCGGCUCGGCUGUGCCGUCCUCGGAGUCUCAGAGCCCGACAUCGUCUGGAUGAAGGACGGACGGAAACUCUACAGCAUGGACCAGAUGUUCCUCACGCUGGGAGAGACACACUGGGAGACGUUCCACAGUGUGAAGUCGGUCCAGCAGCAGGAUGCGGGUCAGUACUGGUGUGAGGUGGAGUUCCACGGUCUGACGUUCUCUUCUGAACGAGCCUGGAUCACAGUGGAAGGAGUGCCUCACUUUGUGGAGGAGCCUCAGGACGUUGCAACGCUCCCUAACGCCCCCUUUGACCUGACCUGUGCAGCGGUCGGCCCCCCUGAGCCGGUGGAGGUGCUCUGGUGGUUGGGAGGAGUUCAGGAGGGAGAUCCCAGACCGUCCCCGUCUGUCCUUCAUGUACAAGGUGUGAACAGCAGUGUGAAGUUUUACUGUGAAGCGAAGAACACCAGAGGGAUCUCUGUGUCUCGGACAGGAAGUGUUCACAUCAAAGUGUCCCCGGCGGCGCCUGUUGAGCUGCAAGUCCUGAGAAUGAAUGACAACAACGUCACAUUGUCAUGGAAACCUGGAUUUACAGGAUACUCUGAGCUUUCCACCUGCAUCAUCCAGCUGUCGAAGCAUGCAGCCCCCCGGAUGUCGAACCUCCCACAGCAGGAGGUGCAGGUUCCUCCUCACCUGUACGUCCUGUCGGGUUUGAGGAGUCACAGUAACUACAGUGUCAGAGUCUCCUGUGUGAACGAGGUGGGAGCAUCACCCUUCUCCCAUUGGCUGCACCUGCAGACACCUGAGUCAGUUCCUCAGGCGGCUCCCAGGAACCUGACGUUCUCUCUGUCUGAGGAGCAGCUGAGUCUGAGGUGGGCGGAGCUGACGGAGGAGGAGCUUCAGGGCCGGCUGCUGGCCUUCAAGGUGCAGUGGACCCUGGGAGGAGAGGCUCAGGAGCCUCUGCUGUUUAAGGAGCCGUGGGCGGAGCUUGCAGGCGGAGGUCGUUUCUUUAACUCCUCCUUCCAGGUGUCGGCCUGCACCUCAGUGGGCUGUGGACCGUGGAGUCGUCCUGUGCUGGUGCUUCCUGCCUCAGUCCAGGCCCCCGCCCAGAGGAGCCACAUGUGGGUGGGUCUCCUGCUCGGCCUGCUGGUGGCCUCAGUGGUGGGCCUCCUGCUGACCAUCCUCGCUCAGCGCCGCGAGAAGGAGACACAGUUUGGUUCUGUUUUUAAGUCUCCAGGUCCUGAGAGUUCAGUCUCCUUCACGGUGGCUCGAUCCUUUAAUAGAAACUGUGCAGAUCUUCAGGAGUCCACAUUGGACAGUCUGGGUAUAAACGAUGACCUUAAAAGCAAGCUGCAGGAUGUUCUGAUCCCAGAGAGGCUGCUUACACUGGGACACAUGCUGGGAAAAGGUGAGUUCGGGUCAGUGCGGGAGGCGUGCCUGAAGACGGAGGAUUCAUCCGUCCAGAAGGUGGCGGUCAAAGUGUUGAAAUCUGACAUCACCUCUUCAAGUGACAUCGAGCAAUGUCUGAAGGAGGCGGCCUACAUGAAGGAUUUCCACCACCCCAACGUCAUCCAGCUCAUCGGAGUGAGUCUUCAUCGGCGCCCGAGCCAGCGGCUGCCGAUCCCCAUGGUCGUUUUACCGUUUAUGAAGCAUGGCGACCUGCACACCUUCCUGCUGCUGUCUCGACUGGGAGAAAACCCGUUUGACCUGUCCUUGCAGACCCUGCUGCGCUUCAUGUUGGACAUCUCUCGAGGGAUGGAGUAUCUGAGCAGCAGAAACAUCAUCCACAGAGACCUCGCAGCCAGGAACUGUAUGCUGGAUGAGAACAUGACGGUGUGUGUGGCGGACUUCGGUCUCUCUAAGAAGAUCUACAGUGGAGAUUAUUACCGACAGGGAUCAGUCUCUAAACUUCCAGUGAAGUGGAUCGCUCUGGAGAGUCUGUCAGACAACGUGUACACAAUACAGAGCGACGUGUGGGCAUUUGGGGUGACGAUGUGGGAAGUCAUGACUCGGGGUCAGACUCCGUACCCAGGAGUGGAAAACUCUGAGAUCUAUGAGUUCCUGAUCAAAGGAGAGAGACUGAAGAAACCAGCUCACUGCAGGGACGACAUCUAUGACAUCAUGCACAGCUGCUGGAGUCCAGUUCCUAAAUGUCGUCCUAGUUUCAAACAUCUGGUGGACCAGCUGGAGGCGCUGUGGCUCAGCCUGUGUCCCGCUCUCCCUCUGAAGGAACCACUGCUCUACGUGAAUCUGGAGGGGGAGCCGGGAGGAGGAGGAGGCGUCAGGGAAGAGGGGACGGCGGCUGGAGCUCCCAGCUGGAGCGUGGCCUGGCAGCACAGGGAGGAGGAGCAGGAAGAAGAGGACUGGCUGAUGUUGGGGUCAGGCGCUGCACUGGCAAUUGGAGGAGACUACAGAUACAUCUUCAGCCCCCCCUGUGCCCCCCCUGAGGAGGAUCAGGGGGAGGAGCUGAGGGGAGAAGAGGUGAAGAGGGUGGAGUCUGUGGACACAUUACAGGAGGAGGUGAAAGAUGAAGAGGAUGAUGUGGUCAUUAAUGUCUGAUACGUCACAGAGCCCCUCCUCCCCGUCACACGCCAUCAGUCCAGAGCCCCUCCUCCCCAUCACACGCCAUCAGUCCAGAGCCCCUCCUCCCCGUCACACGCCAGCAGUCCAGAGCCCCUCCACCCCAUCGCACGCCAUCAGUCCAGAGCCCCUCCUCCCCAUCACACGCCAGCAGUCCAGAGCCCCUCCUCCCCGUCACACGCCAGCAGUCCAGAGCCCCUCCUCCCCAUCGCACGCCAUCAGUCCAGAGCCCCUCCUCCCCGUCACACGCCAGCAGUCCAGAGCCCCUCCUCCCCAUCGCACGCCAUCAGUCCAGAGCCCCUCCUCCCCAUCACACGCCAUCAGUCCAGAGCCCCUCCUCCCCGUCACACGCCAGCAGUCCAGAGCCCCUCCACCCCAUCGCACGCCAUCAGUCCAGAGCCCCUCCUCCCCAUCACACGCCAGCAGUCCAGAGCCCCUCCUCUCCGUCACACGCCAGCAGUCCAGAGCCCCUCCUCCCCAUCGCACGCCAUCAGUCCAGAGCCCCUCCUCCCCGUCACACGCCAGCAGUCCAGAGCCCCUCCUCCCCAUCGCACGCCAUCAGUCCAGAGCCCCUCCUCCCCGUCACACGCCAUCAGUCCAGAGCCCCUCCUCCCCAUAGCGCGCCAUCAUUCCAGAGCCCCUCCUCCCCAUCGCACGCCAUCAGUCCAGAGCCCCUCCUCCCCAUCGCUCGCUAUCAUUCCCUUGAGUCACCUGAACAGAGGGGCGCUUAAUUUCAGUGUCUGAGCAGAAGCAGGCGGGAGGAGACAGACUGAUCCUCUGCUGGAGAUACAGAGAGUGACGAUGCUGACAGUACACACACACUAAUACACACAGUACACACACACUAACACACUGUGUAACACACACUGAAACACACUAACACACACUGUAACACCCACUGAAACACCCACUGUAACACACACUGCAACACACACUAACACACACUGUAACACAC